This is a messenger RNA of Plutella xylostella (diamondback moth), 1631 nucleotides long. RefSeq names its product Tyrosine--tRNA ligase, mitochondrial (gene TyrRS-m). The record is from RefSeq and is a predicted model, not a curated record. Lineage: Eukaryota; Metazoa; Arthropoda; Insecta; Lepidoptera; Plutellidae. Gene Ontology annotation, cellular component: cytosol; mitochondrion. Gene Ontology annotation, biological process: tyrosyl-tRNA aminoacylation. Gene Ontology annotation, molecular function: ATP binding; RNA binding; tyrosine-tRNA ligase activity.
CUGGCUGCCGAUUGACGUUUCGAUAUCACUGUAACAAGCUGAAACUUUUAAUUUUAAAUGUAAAAAGGAGAAGGAGAUAUAUGAAAAGAAACCUCACCACAAAUAACUAAACAGUAGCUUUUGUAUAACUUAUAAUAAAGUAAAGAAAGAAGUGAAAAAGUAUAAACAUUCGCGGCAUUUUUGAGGUUAUAUUAUUCCAAAUAUAUUUUCCGUAUAUAAAAACUCUGGUUAUUACGUAAAUAAAAAUGCGCCUACUAAAGAAUUUAUUACGAAUACCCAAACAUUAUUUGAGCUGGUCUCAAAGUUGUUUUUACAGCAAAAAUAUCCUGAAACUAAGUGAGCGAGGAAUGUAUCAAGAUCUGUUUCCUAAUACAUCUGCGGCAGAAAUAAAGGAGAUAUUGGAGAAAUCCCCACAGUGUGUGUAUGCCGGCUUUGACCCAACGGCUAACAGCCUCCAUGUUGGCAACUUACUAGUUAUUAUAAACUUAAUACACUGGCAACGAGCAGGACACAAUGUUGUAGCACUUUUGGGAGGUGCAACCGGCCAUAUUGGAGAUCCAAGCGGUAGGAGUUCAGACCGUAUAGCUUUACAGAAAGACAUAUUACAGGAGAACAUUAAAAGUAUUAAGAAAAAUCUUGAGACAGUAUUUGAAAAUCAUGAAAAAUAUCUGCUACCUGAAAACAAAGGGCCAUUGAAACCUGUAAGGAUAGUCAACAAUGAGGACUGGUACAGGAAGGUGGACUCUAUCAGGUUUGUGAGUGAGAUCGGGCGGAACUUCAGAAUGGGCACAAUGCUGCUGAAACACAGUGUGCAGACUCGGAUCAACUCUGAAGUCGGCAUGAGCUUCACAGAGUUCGCCUACCAGAUCUUCCAGGCAUACGAUUGGCUGCAUCUGUUGAAGGAAUAUGACUGCAGGUUUCAAAUAGGAGGAAGUGAUCAAAUGGGAAACAUUAGUGCUGGACACGAAUUGAUAAGCAGGGUAGCUAAAAAAGAAGUUUAUGGCCUAACCCUACCUCUAGUCACAACGGAAGAAGGAGACAAAUUCGGCAAAUCAGCCGGCAACGCCCUCUGGCUGGACCCAGAGAAAACUAGUCCUUACAGCCUGUACCAAUACUUCGUGAGGACUAAAGACAGUGAUGUGGAGAGGCUACUGAAGUUAUUCACGUUUCACACCCUCGGGGAGGUCAAGGACAUCAUGAUGAGGCACCAGCAGGCGCCCGAGAAGAGGAUUGCACAGAACAGCUUGGCUGAGCAACUCAUUCUGUUGGUUCAUGGAAACGAGGGCCUCGAGCGCGCGCGCAAGGCAACAUCCGCUCUGUUCAGCAAGGACGUGACGUCACUCACCUCGCUGUCACCACUAGAACUGGAGCAGGUGUUCUCCGGCGCGCCCGUGGUGAGGGUGCUGCUGCAGCCCGGCACCACCGUGCUCGACCUCGCCAUGAAGGCUAACUGCUUCGGUUCACAGACCGACGCCAUGAGAAUAAUAAAUGCUGGAGGCUUCUACAUCAACCAUCAGAAGAUGAAGAACAUAGACGAGGUCAUCACGGAAUCUGCACACAUACUGCCUAACCUCAUAUCUUUGUUAAGGGUCGGUAAAAAACAUUACUACAUUGUGAAAUGGCAAACGUAA